Molecule: messenger RNA, 1096 nt
Organism: Engraulis encrasicolus (European anchovy)
Lineage: Eukaryota; Metazoa; Chordata; Actinopteri; Clupeiformes; Engraulidae
Gene: scn3b
Product: sodium channel, voltage-gated, type III, beta
Exons: 7
Coding region: 271-867 (198 amino acids)
Biological process (GO): regulation of sodium ion transmembrane transporter activity; regulation of heart rate by cardiac conduction; ventricular cardiac muscle cell action potential
Cellular component (GO): voltage-gated sodium channel complex
Molecular function (GO): transmembrane transporter binding; sodium channel inhibitor activity
Source: RefSeq, a predicted model, not a curated record
CAAAGACGAACAGGGAAAGAGCGCACAUAAAGCGGAUGUUGUUUUUCUUAUCAAGGCGCUGAAGUGGGCUCAUAGUGAAGUGGAAUCCACAGGUCUCCAUGUCUCCGUGAAGAAGCCCAGGGAUUUGCUGUGGAAACAAAGCACCGCUGUCUCGCAAGCAGAAACACAGGAAGACGGACAGCUAAAUCCCUUUUUGGAUAUCUCGCCGUCUUACUGAAAGAUUACUGUAACGGAGGCCCAUCUCUCGACCCUCGCGCUUGAGCUCCGAGUAUGAGAACGUUUACGAGGGCUCUUGUUCUCACGCUCUCACUUCUCUUACUCUCAGUCCGAGUGAGCCAGCCGGUGUGUGUGGAGGGGCUGUCGGACACGGAGGCGGUGCUGGGCAAGCCCAUGAAACUGACCUGCAUCUCCUGCCUCAAGAGGGAGGACAUCAAGUCUGUCACACGCGUCACCUGGUACUACCAGCCCCGCCAUGACCAGUCUGUCCCGAUCUAUGAGUAUGCGGACGGUCCGAGGGAGCUGGAGAGCUGGUUUAAGGGUCGUCUGCAGUGGUUGGGUAGUAAGGACCUGCAGGAUUUGUCCCUCCGCAUCACCAACGUCACCCUUAACGACUCGGGCUCCUACGUGUGCGAGGUGUUCCGCCAGUUCGAGUUCGACUUCUUCACGCCCUCCACGGAGAACCGCAGGGUCAUCCCGCUGGUGGUCAAGAAGACAGCCACUCGUGACCCGACGGCGCUCUACUCGGAGGUGAUGAUGUACUUGCUGCUCAUCUUCCUGACGCUGUGGCUCCUGGUGGAGAUGGUCUACUGCUACCGCAAGAUCUCCAAGACAGAUGAGGCACAGGCACAGGACGCCGUGUACUCCUGAGAAGCAGGGAGAAGCCAGCGAAACGCAAAACACUGCCACGCCCUCCACCGUCUUUCCUCGUGAAGAUAUGUGUCUUAUGCCACCUCCUCCACCUUCUCCUCCUCCUAAAGAUCUGCCACUGAAGCGUCUGAUGCCAAGUCCGCUCCUAGAGAUCUGUCUCACACCUCCUGCUCCGCUCGUGAAGAUAUUUGUCUGAUGCCUUCUCCUGCUCUCUCCUGAAGAUAUUUAU